This is a messenger RNA of Exophiala spinifera, 1305 nucleotides long. RefSeq lists its product as uncharacterized. Gene Ontology annotation, cellular component: nucleus. The record is from RefSeq and is a predicted model, not a curated record. Bases 1 to 1305 code for a protein of 434 amino acids. The transcript is spliced from 3 exons. NCBI's taxonomy places the organism in Eukaryota, Fungi, Ascomycota, Eurotiomycetes, Chaetothyriales, Herpotrichiellaceae.
AUGGCCCCCAAGAAACGUAAAGCUGCAAGCAGAGCCAGUACUCCAGCGAAGAAAGUUCGCAUUGGAGAAACAUCAGACAUUCCUGACAUCUCACCGGUCGGUCGGCCCAGAAGAACCUCUGUCGGUGUACCGCAGUACAAUUUCACCAGACCCAAGUCCUCUGUCGCAAAGCAGACGCCUUCGCAGGCACGAACCUCUGAAGUUGAUGUGAAGCCCAAGAGACGAGGACGUCCACCCAAAAGUAGCCCACCAGUUGCGAGCCCUGAACCUGUGACCACAGAGAACAUAGCUGGACCUGAGCAGAAAAAGAGAGGCCGACCUGCAAAAGGAGCUACCCACGCCAGCACUAAUGGUACUCAACUUGAGCAGAAGAAUAAACCCACUUCAGCUAGUCUCACAGCGGCAGCUCCAAAGACGUCUCUGGUGAAGAAGCAGGGUGCGAGGGUUGGCCGACCGCGAGGUCCUAAAACUGGAGGCACACCCAAGGCAGCCUCUCCUAGCAGCUCAGAGUCUGAAGAGGUACUUGACGGCACUCCCGUCGUUGGAGAUGCUGUCCUUGCCACCGCAACAGUGGAGGAAGACAUUCAAGACGUUGACCAGGACGUUCAAUAUUGGUUGAUGAAGGCUGAGCCAGAAUCUCGCAUCGAGAAGGGUGUUGAUGUCAAGUUCUCCAUUGAUGACCUUGCAGCAAAGACCGAGCCGGAGGGAUGGGAUGGUGUCCGCAAUGCGGUGGCGAGAAACAACAUGCGAGCCAUGCGCAAGGGGGAUUUGGCAUUCUUCUACCAUUCCAACUGUCCCAACCCUGGAAUCGCGGGUGUUAUGCGCAUUGUCGCUGAACAUACCACCGACCAGUCCGCUUUCGAUCCGGCUCACCCUUACUACGACCCCAAGUCUGACGAGGCCAAACCGAAGUGGGAGCUUGUACACGUUGAGUUUGUCAAGAAGUUUGAUAAGUUCAUCUCUUUGAAGGACCUCAAAACCUUCUCACAGCAAGGCGGUGUGCUUGCCAACAUGCAGAUGCUCAAACAAAGUCGGUUGAGUGUCUCGUCGGUUGCGCCUGCUGAGUGGCGAUUCAUCCUUGGCCUAGCUGGAGAAAAGCCUUCUCUCGGUCAUGUCCAGGGCGAGGCGAAGGACGGUUACGAGUCCGACGUCGACGGCGAAGGCGAAGAGACGGCUGCUGAAGGCGUUGGCAACAAGACCUUCGAUACGAGCCUCGAGGGCGAUAUGCAACCCGACCUUUCUUCUCCUGUUAACGGGGCCAAUGGCGCCGCUCAUGAGCACGACGUCAUCACAACAGCGUCCUAA